This is a messenger RNA of Pseudogymnoascus destructans, 2041 nucleotides long. RefSeq lists its product as uncharacterized. The record is from RefSeq and is a predicted model, not a curated record. Bases 80 to 2041 code for a protein of 653 amino acids. Lineage: Eukaryota; Fungi; Ascomycota; Leotiomycetes; Thelebolales; Thelebolaceae. The transcript is spliced from 2 exons.
CCAUCUACCCACAUUCCAAACUCUUCCAUCCAAAACCCAGCCGGUCUUCACACAACACAACCACAAUCGAUGCGCCACGAUGUCUUCAGAUCGCAUGCUCACGACCGUCCUCGGGGCGUACCAAAAACUCCCCGAUCCCGAACUCACCAGCAAGAUCCUCGGCUCCACAACCUCCCUCCUCACCACGCUCACGAACCCGCUUAACAUCACGCUCCUGACCUCGCAACUGCUCGCCGCGCCCGCGAUAUGGGCAACGCAUGCGCUGGACCUGCAGACGUGUCUGCGCAUCAUAAGCAUAUACAACACCGCCGCGAUCACAGUGCUGAAGCAGGCGCAGUCCAAUGACUCGAAUCUACUGGGCUAUCCAAGGCGUGGCGGUGGGUUAGGGCCAGAUGAGUGGGCGACGGCGGUGGUGAAGGGGGCGGAUGAUAAGUCGCCGCGGUGGAGACAUGUUCUUGCGAUUGCGGGAGUGCUACUAGGGAUGGGGGGACAGGGGAGGCGGGGGUUGUCGAGGGGAUUGAGGAUGUCGCUGGAGGGAGCGCUGAUAAUGGCUGCGAAUUUGGCGAUGGAGGAUCCGAAGGAGGGGUUCUUUGUGGGGGGGGAGGCGACGCUGUUGGCGCUGAAUCAUACGUUUGAUUUGCUGUCCGAGCAGGCGAAGAGGGAGAUCAGGUUUGACCUCCUGUUGCCCAUUGCUGUCGGAGCGAUGGUGGGACCGUCGGGGUACGAGAUGGGGCAGUUUGUGGGUGCCAUCGAUGCCGAUGUGUGUGUUACGCCGGACAAGAAGCUAGACUGGUCGCCGUCCUCGCGCGGGUUCAUGCAUCUAAAGGAUGUCUCUUCCAGACCUCUCGUCUCAUCCAUGGGCCCAUUCUCUCGACUCGUCGCAUACACAGUCGAGCACCUCCAAUCGCCCAAGCCCAACAUCCUCCACCUGGUCGAGCAACUCCAAAAGUUCUCCCACGAACUCCUCCUCCAAUGGCGGCACAACAAACUCUCCACCAUCGACCCCGGCGACCUCUCAACCCACCUCACCCCCACCACCUCCCAAACCACCUUCCCUACGCUCUUCCAGCUCCUCAAAUCCGCCAUGUUCGCCACCGUCGUGAUCCUCCGCUCCGUCCUCGGCCGCGUCCUCAUCGACCCCCUCCUCGCAACAGACGCCCACGCCGCCUCCCUCUCCUCCUCCGCCCUCCACACCCUCCGCUCCCUCUACUUCAUCAGCUCGCGCCUCGGCACCGCCUCCUUCACCGCCUACACCUUCGUCUCCCUAACCUCCAUCGACAUCCUCGCGCGCUAUCCGCGCCACUCCACAACCUUCCUCGAAUCCAUCCGGCCCUCGCACCCCGGCACUAUCCCCGCACACCCACUAGACCGGAAUCUAGACCUCUACUACCUCAACACCGCCGAGCACUUCCCCCUCAUCCUCUCCCCCGCCUCCAACGCCGCGCUGCUACAAGCAUGCACACCCUACCUCGCCAGCACCCCCUCCCCCCCCCUCCUCCCCCUCUUUGAAGCAGCACACUCCCUCACCCUCUCGGUCCUCACCGCCCCCCCAACGCCGCGCUCGCCGCAUCCGCAAUCCCCCCCUACGCAACCGCCCUCCUCGCAUCCUUCCCCUCGAACCUUUCAGCGCGCCAAGGUUACUACGCCCCCGAACCCGCUCGCGGCGUCGCAUCCAGAUUUACCAGAUACGCUCCUCGAACUCCUCCGCUUCCGCGCUUUACACGCAUCGACAGCGCUCCUACCGCAAAGCCCCCCAGCCGAAGCAGGACCGGAUGGGGUGGCCGCCGCUGAAACCCCACUGACGGAACAAGCUGCCCUGACCCUCGCGCUGCUGGAUGCGUUGAGUUCCCUGGCGCCGCAUGCGUUGAGGGAGUGGUUACCGCUUGCUGCUGGCGCGGUUAGGGGGGUGGCGGAGGAGGGGGGGAUGAGGAGGGUGUGUCAAGAACGGUUUUGGGAGGCGUUGGAGGGAGGGGAGAUGGAUGUUGAGAGGGGGGGGUGUGUGUGGAGUGGUGGUGUACGAGGGGGGGGCGGGAGAUGGUGA